GAGCUUGGACUCAGAACAAGGGAGAGCAGAGGGACACUCCAGGUGGGAUCUGAAGGUAAGGAUGGGAGUUUUCUCCAAAGGCUCACUCAUUUGUUUUCAAAUGCAAUACAAAUGGACAAAACUAGCAAUUCAUUGAACUGCUAAAAAUAAGAUCUUCUCUUCCAGUUACAUGAUUGAAACCCAGAAUACCUAUAAUGAAAUAGGACUUUUCAAAGGAAUUUUACAGCCAUCAUCCUACAAGAUGUAUAUGAUAAGCCUAUGAAUAUAAAGUAACUAUUACUUUUCCCUCUUUGCAAGUGAGAAAAUGGGCAGGGAAAGGUUAAUAUGUUCAGUAUCACACAGCUAAUAAGAUCUAGAGUGGCCUGAGAGCUGGAGGCAGGCGAAUGACUUCUCAGACCUGUCCUUCACCCCCCAAAGACCUUCCUCACUAGCAACACCUGAGGGAGGUGGCUAUAAUGGGGGUAACAUAUCCAUGUGGCAUCUUUUCCUUGACCACCCCCUUCUAGUACGCCUCACAGGAACCAAGUAUGCCUGUGGAAGAGGAGGCUGCGGUGCCUGUACUGUGAUGGUGUCCAAGCAUGACCCAGUGUCUGCGAAGAUAAGACACUUCUCCAUUACUGCAUGUCUGGUGCCCAUCUGCUCUCUGUAUGGGGCAGCUGUCACCACUGUAGAAGGUAUUGGAAGUAUCAACACCAGGCUUCACCCUGUGCAGGAGAGGAUCGCCAGGAGCCACGGCACCCAGUGCGGAUUCUGCACCCCUGGGAUGGUGAUGUCCAUGUACACACUGCUUAGGAACCACCUACAGCCUUCAGAGGAGCAGCUCAUGGAAGCCCUGGGAGGUAAUCUAUGCCGCUGUACUGGGUAUCGGCCAAUUCUCGCAAGUGGAAGGACCUUCUGUGUGGAGUCAGCUGGCUGUCAAAAGAAAAGAACAGGAAAAUGCUGCUUGGAUCUGGGAGGAAAUGAUUCUUCCUCACUCAACAGGGAAAGUGACAUUUGCACAGACUUAUUUGUGGAAGAGGAGUUCCAGCCCUUGGACCCUACCCAGGAGCUCAUAUUUCCCCCAGAACUCUUGAGAAUGGCAAAGAACCCAGAAAAACAAACCCUGACCUUCCAUGGAGAGAGGGUUACCUGGAUCUCCCCUGGCACCCUCAAGGAUCUCCUGGAGCUGAAAGCAAAACAUCCUGAGGCCCCUCUCAUCUUGGGCAACACUUCACUGGGACCUGCAAUGAAAUCUCAAGGACGUGUUCACCCAAUUCUCCUCUCUCCUGCUAGGAUUUCUGAGCUCAGUAUGGUAUUUAAAACAAGUGAUGGACUGACAAUAGGUGCUGGCUGCAGUCUGGCCCAAGUGAAGGACAUUUUGGCUGAGCAAGUUUCCGAGCUCCCAGAGGAGAAAACUCAGACAUACCGAGCCCUCCUAAAGCACCUGAAGAGUCUGGCAGGACAGCAAAUCCGGAAUAUGGCAUCCUUAGGGGGACAUGUUAUAAGCCGACAUUGCUAUUCGGAUCUGAAUCCAAUUUUGGUUGUGGGCAAUGCUACCCUCAAUCUGAUAUCAGAAGAAGGUACACGGCAGAUCCCUCUAAAUGACCAUUUUCUUGCCGGGUUGGCAAGUGCAGACCUUAAGCCAGAGGAAAUUUUGGAAUCUGUGUACAUCCCGCACUCUCAAAAGUGGGAAUUUGUGUCAGCCUUCCGACAGGCUCAGUGCCAGCAAAAUGCCUUGGCUGAUGUGAGUGCUGGCAUGCGAGUCAUUCUCGAAGAAGCCACAGACACCAUCAAGGAGCUGAGCCUCUCCUAUGGAGGGGUUGGGGAAGCCACAAUUGGUGCACAUAAAUCCUGCCAGCAGCUCAUAGGGAGGCCCUGGAAUGAGCCAAUGCUGGAGGAAGCUUGCAGGCUGCUUCUGGAAGAGGUCUCCCUCCCAGGCUGGGCUCCAGGGGGAAGAGUGGAAUUCAAGAGGACUUUGGUGGUCAGCUUCUUCUUCAAAUUCUACCUAGAAGUUCUGCAGGAACUGAAGAAGCUUGUAAAAGUGUCUGACAGUCAUCAUUAUCCUGAAAUUUCAGACCGAUUCCUAAGUGCUCUAGAAGAUUUCCCCGUCACAGGACCCCGGGGAGUCCAAAGGUACCAGAGUGUGGAUUCUCACCAGUCCCUCCAAGAUCCAGUUGGACGCCCCAUCAUGCACCUGUCAGGUCUUAAACAUGCUACAGGUGAAGCCAUAUUUUGUGAUGACAUCCCUAUGGUGGAUAGAGAACUUUUCAUGGUUUUGGUGACCAGUACAAAAGCCCAUGCAAAAAUCAUAUCAAUUGAUUUGUCUGAGGCCCUUGAACUACCUGGGGUGGUUGAUGUGAUAACAGCUGAGGACAUUCCAGGCACCAAUGGUGCCAAGGAUGACAAAUUGUUGGCUGUAGAUGAGGUGCUUUGCGUGGGCCAGAUCAUCUGUGCUGUGGUUGCAGAGACAGAUGUACAGGCAAAGAGAGCAAUUGAAAAGAUAAAGAUCACCUACAAAGAUCUGGAGCCCAUAAUCUUCACCAUCAAUGAUGCCAUAAAGCACAACUCAUUCCUAUGCCCUGAAAAAAAACUUGAACAAGGAAACAUUGAGGAGGCAUUUGAAAAAGUCGAUCAAAUUGUUGAAGGAGAGGUCCAUGUUGGAGGCCAGGAGCAUUUCUACAUGGAAACACAAAGAGUGAUUGUUAUUCCAAAGGCAGAGGACAAAGAACUGGACAUUUAUGUAUCAACACAGGAUCCAGCCCACGUGCAGAAAACAGUGUCCUCUACUUUAAAUAUCCCCAUCAACAGGAUCACCUGUCAUGUCAAGCGGGUGGGUGGAGGUUUUGGCGGAAAAGUAGGAAGACCAGCUGUAUUUGGGGCUAUUGCUGCUGUGGGUGCUAUCAAAACUGGUCGUCCCAUUCGUCUUGUUCUUGAUCGUGAAGAUGAUAUGUUAAUAACUGGGGGAAGACACCCAUUAUUUGGAAAAUAUAAAGUGGGAUUCAUGAACAACGGGCGAAUCAAAGCUCUAGACAUUGAGUGUUUCAUUAAUGGAGGAUGCACACUGGAUGACUCUGAGCAGGUAACAGAAUUUCUUAUAUUAAAGCUGGAAAAUGCAUAUAAAAUCCGCAACCUUAGAUUCCGGGGCCGGGCAUGCAUGACAAAUUUACCAUCCAAUACGGCCUUUCGCGGAUUUGGCUUCCCACAAGGAACCCUGAUAACAGAAUCUUGCAUCACAGCUGUGGCAGCCAAAUGUGGCCUUCUGCCAGAAGAGAUUAGGGAGAAAAACAUGUACAAAACAGUUGAUAAAACCAUCUACAAACAAGCAUUCAGCCCUGAGACCCUGAUAAGAUGUUGGAAUGAGUGUCUGGACAAGUCUUCCUUUCAUAGCAGAAGAAUGCAAGUGGAAGAGUUUAACAAGAAGAAUUAUUGGAAGAAGAAAGGCAUUGCAAUUAUCCCCAUGAAGUUUUCAGUCGGCUUUGCUGCAACAAGCUAUCAUCAGGCAGCUGCACUUGUUCAUAUCUACACAGAUGGGUCUGUAUUGGUCACGCAUGGAGGCAACGAACUGGGACAAGGUAUUCACACCAAAAUGCUGCAGGUGGCCAGCCGUGAAUUAAAACUACCCAUGUCUUACAUGCACGUCUGUGAAACAAGUACAGCCACGGUGCCGAAUACAAUUGCUACAGCAGCUUCCAUUGGUUCGGACGUCAAUGGCAAAGCCGUGCAGAAUGCAUGUCAGAUCCUUCUGAAACGCCUCGAGCCCAUCAUUAAGAAAAAUCCAGGAGGUACAUGGGAGGACUGGAUAGAAGCUGCUUUUGAACAAAGAAUCAGUCUUUCAGCCACUGGAUACUUCAGGGGAUACAAGGCCUACAUGGACUGGGAGAAGGGAGAAGGAGACCCUUUUCCAUACUAUGUCUAUGGAGCAGCCUGUUCUGAGGUUGAAAUUGACUGCCUGACAGGCGCUCACAAGGUUGAAGGUUCCUUUAUUCAGGGAAUGGGUCUUUAUACCACUGAAGAGCUAAAAUAUUCCCCAGAAGGUGUUCUGUACUCUCGAGGCCCAGAUGAAUAUAAAAUUCCAACCAUCACUGACGUCCCAGAGGAGUUCAAUGUCUCCUUGUUGCCAUCAUCACAAACCCCAUUAACCAUCUAUUCAUCCAAGGGCCUGGGGGAGUCCGGGAUGUUCUUAGGGUCAUCUGUGUUCUUUGCCAUCACUGAUGCUGUGGCCGCAGCAUGCAAAGAAAGAGACAUAGUCGAGGACUUCAUAGUGAAGAGUCCAGCAACCCCGGAACAAGUUCGAAUGGCCUGUGCAGAUCGGUUCACAGAGAUGAUCCCAAGAGAUGACCCUAAGACAUUUAAACCUUGGUCUAUCCCUAUAGCGUAACACUGCUGUCAUUUCCUAAAAGGUGUUUCAGUUUUUCACAAGUGAAAAGAUGGUUUGUUAAUCCAAACUGAUACACUGUUGUGGAAGAAAAGACAAAUUUUAGAAACAUUAUUCAAGCCUGAUUAGGCUAACAAGAUAAAUCAUUAUUUGCUUAGACAUUUUAGCCUAGAGGUCACCAGAUAAGCAUUGCAAUAUCCACAGUAGCCAAGUUUAAGUUUGAUUUGUUUGUGAAGACAUCACGUAAAUAUUGCUCUAAAAGCAAAUUUUUUUCUUUGUGUAUCCCUCCAAUCUAACUGGACUGACUAGUAAUACAGGUUGUGAUCCUAGAGUGGAAGACACUUCUCAGUAAAUAAACAUGUGAUUACUUUCCUCAA
Molecule: messenger RNA, 4731 nt
Organism: Neofelis nebulosa (Clouded leopard)
Lineage: Eukaryota; Metazoa; Chordata; Mammalia; Carnivora; Felidae
Gene: AOX1
Product: aldehyde oxidase 1
Exons: 33
Coding region: 473-4357 (1294 amino acids)
Molecular function (GO): NAD binding; iron ion binding; 2 iron, 2 sulfur cluster binding
Source: RefSeq, a predicted model, not a curated record